CUGCUCGUACCGGCCUUGCCCUCACACCUGCCGAGGUACUGAUUGCUAUCCACGAUGUUGUUCCUGAGAAGAAUGGGCCACCACUGAAAAAGAUAACAGAUGCAUGUUCAGCUUGCUUUGAACAACGCACUGUUUUCACGCAGCAAGUCUUAGCAAAGGGUCUCGGUCAGAUGGCAAUCGAUGCUUUUCCAACACUGGUAAGUGUCGUACUGGGUAAAGUUAAGAACAAAGUGACGUAAAACCCCAAAAACUCUUUCUUAAAACUGAAUCAACGUAACAUGAAUCGUAUAUGAAGCCUAUACAAAGUAACUUUCUCUCUUUGGUCUCUCCACCCCCGCCGCCGACUAAACCCUAGUUUCUUCAACUUCAUCUUGUUCAAAAAGGCCGGCGGCAGCCUUGGCAGUCGGCCUCCUCCCCCUGUUAGUCGUAUUCUGCUUCAACCAUACAUAGCCGCGAUUCAGAAAGGUCGUCCCCUCCUUCUUGUUUCUGGGAUUCUGGAUUUUUGUCUCUGCAAACCUAAUCAGAAGUCUGGUGAGUACCUCUCUUCUCUGGCCUUGCUUCUCUGCCUCUCUAGACCGCCGGCGUCAGAUCUGGGUCAGAUCUGAGCCCAAGCCAUCGUGAUUUGUAAGAAGCGUUGCUGCCUCUCCUCUCAUCACAUCCGACUUGCCUCCCGGUGGUCUGUCUGUCGUGUAGAUCUAAGGUGCGUAGAGCCGUGGUUCUCCGCUGAGAGCCUCUUCUCUUAGCUUCAAGUGUCAGCUUCCAUCGUAAUUUCUGUUGUUGCUCUGUUUCUCUUUGUUGUGGUUUGAGGAUUGAUGCUCAGGGUCCUUGAGGACAGACCCACUGUGUCUCUAAAAACCACGCUGGGAGAGACUUGCUACUGAUGGAUUUUCACAUGUUUUUGAGAAGUCGUAUGGCUUCUCCCGGUCUUCACCUCCGUCUACAAGCUCCGGGCUGCUCCUCCUGCGUGUGUGAGCUCUCCCCGAGAGGCUUCUGGUUUUGGUUUCAACGGAGUCUACCUCAGCCUGCAUCGGAGUGGAUUGCCUGGCCCUCCGUCGUCGCGGCCGAGUAACUCUAUGGAUUUCGUCUACGGUGAACCGACUCUGCGCAGCCUUCUCCUCGUCACCAUUCAUGGUACCUGGAAGCGCUUGUUGACUUUGUCAUGGAAAUCCUUUCCAAGUUGGUGAGUAGGCAGAUCUGGAGACUGCCAAAAUUGUGGCCUGGCUUCUUGAAAUGUGUGUCUCAGACACAACCACAUUCUUUCCCCGUCUUGUUGGAGUUACCAAUGCCUCAACUCGAAAGUAUCAUGAAGAAGUUUCCUGAUCUAAGACCUUCUCUUAUUGCUUAUGCGAAUCAGCCAACUAUCAGAGCUUCUCUACCAAAUUCAGCUCUUUCAGUUCUUGGGCUUGAAAAUGGGCAAGAUUCACGUUCACAAAUGCACCCUUCAGAUGCAGCUUCAUCUAUUCAUGCGGCAGCCUUAACGUGACCCACACACCUAUCGACAAAGUUGAAGUGUUUGAAGGAGACAAAUCACAGAUACUGAAAGCUUCUUGUCGAUUGGCUCGAGACUGGCUACCACACGUAUAUCUGACUACUACUUCUGUGUUUGAGAUUUUAGUAGCAAGACCAGCAUGGUAGCCCCAGCGUGUGUGUGUGGUCUUUCAUUUGUUACCCCUUUUUUGUGUAUAUUUCUUAAUUAUAAAAACUUCACCGUGGCCACGAGAAGGGGUCACGCACUUGUAGUGGAU
Brassica oleracea var. oleracea is the source of this 1745-nucleotide messenger RNA. Its product is annotated as symplekin-like. Bases 1160 to 1483 code for a protein of 107 amino acids. NCBI's taxonomy places the organism in Eukaryota, Viridiplantae, Streptophyta, Magnoliopsida, Brassicales, Brassicaceae. The transcript is spliced from 7 exons. The record is from RefSeq and is a predicted model, not a curated record.